GUUUAUUUCGUGCUUUAUGUUUUUUCUUCAACUUCAAGGUGAUUGCUAUAGGCACGGCCGUGACGUAUAACUGUUAUCUCAUGGGAGAAAUACACUGCCGGACUGUUUGAUCGAUGAAUGAUUUGGACAACAUUUUCUGGCUAAACAAGAGGAUCGCUGCAAUUCAAUUCCAAUGUUGUCAAUCCUGUGUGCUCACCGUUGUCUUUUUUACAUGUACUCUCCUUUCUUAACGACAUUCAUUAUGCACCCGAAUAUGAGUUGUCGCUAGUUAUUCAGCUGAACAUCGUAUCAUUCAAAAAAUAUAUAUAUUUAUCAAGAUGUCUGAAAAUCGACAAGCACAACAAAAUGCGAACCGUGGACGGACUGGAGAUCAAAAUCAGCAGUUACUCAAUGUCCGUGAUAGACUGUUUCAUGCACUGUUCUUUAAAAUCGCCAUAACAUAUGCUAGGGCAUUUCCUACCAACAUUAGACGACUAUUUGAAUUUGUUGUUUUAGUUAAGGCAUUGACAGUAUUAUUUGUACUUGGUUAUAUUCACUGUGCAUUUUCCAGAACACCUAUCAAUUGUCUUUCUCAUAUCCAAGGAGUUUGGCCCAGGGAUGGUAUACUUCGUGUUGAAAUAGUUCGUAAUAUAUCAAGAUCACAUGUUAAUGAUGUAACAGAAGAAACAGAGUAUGAAGAACAUACCAAUAUGAGUAUUUAUUCAGCCGAUUAUUUCACUAAUUUUUCUCCUAAAAAGAAAUCUAUUGAAAACGAGGAAUUCCUUCCGGUCGCCAAUGAAACCAUUGGAUACUGGAUUUCAGAGAAACCAGAGAAAAAUAUGCAACCAUUCAGAGAAACUGUUUCUGAAUUUGAAAUGUUUACGAGAGCAGUCUGGCCUUCUGAUGAAUACGUUAUGGAGUAUUCUUUGGAGUAUGGUUUUCUUCGUCUUUCACCGCAGACGAGAGAAAGGCUUGGUAUACCUGUCAUGGUUGUACAGCUAGAUCCUACAAAAGAUGAGUGUUUUGGAGACACUUUUAGUCGUUUUUUAUUAGAAGAGUUCUUGGGUUAUGAUGAUAUUCUUAUGUCCAGUGUAAAAAGUCUAGCUGAACAUGAAGACAACAAAGGAUACCUUCGGAAUGUGAUAUCUGGAGAACAUUAUCGUUUUGUCAGUAUGUGGAUGGCCAGAUCCUCGUACAUUGCGGCGGCUUUUAUUAUGUUUGUAUUUACUAUAUCAAUAUCAAUGUUGUUAAGAUAUUCACAUCAUCAAAUAUUUGUAUUUAUUGUGGACUUGCUUCAAAUGUUAGAAAUGAACGUAACCAUAGCUUUUCCAGCAGCUCCAUUGCUGACUGUUAUACUAGCCUUAGUUGGUAUGGAAGCCAUUAUGUCUGAAUUUUUUAAUGAUACAACUACAGCCUUUUAUAUCAUCUUAAUCGUGUGGAUAGCAGACCAAUAUGAUGCCAUUUGUUGCCAUACCAUUACAAGUAAAAGACAUUGGUUACGGUUCUUUUAUUUAUAUCAUUUUGCAUUUUAUGCAUAUCAUUAUCGUUUCAAUGGUCAGUAUAGUGGUUUAGCCUUGGUCACUUCAUGGCUGUUUAUUCAGCAUUCAAUGAUCUAUUUUUUCCAUCACUAUGAACUGCCAGCCAUAAUACAGCAAGCAAGAAUUCAGCUUUUACUACAACGUAAUCAGCACGGUGGCAUUCAUUCAGACUUUGACUUGGAUGAAGAUUUACCAGAUUUAAUGCUUCCAAGUCCAAAUAAUAAUGACAAUAUGCCUGAUAACAAUCAAGGCAACGUAGCUGCUGCAAACCCUCGGACGGACAACAAUCAAGCCGAAGCAGUUGUUGCAAACCCUCAGACUGAUAACGAUCAGAGCAACGCAGUUGCUGCAAACCCUCGAACUGAUAACGAUCAGAGCAACGCAGUUGCUGCAAACCCUCGGACUGGUAGCGAUCAGAGCAACGCAGUUACUGCAAACCCUCGGACUGAUAACGAUCAGAGCAACACAGUUACUGCAAACCCCCGAAUUGACAACGAUCGCAGCAGCACAACUGUUGGAAAUCCCUUGCCUGAUACUCGGAAUAAUAUCCCUGAACAGAGGACUGAAAGUCGAAGCAAUGACGUCGCUAUCAUUGCAAAUGAUACAGCCUCCUCAUUUCGCUCUUCUGAUUUAAACAGAGAUGGUUUACAAAAUGAACACACUCAGACUGUUAAUUCAACAAGUACUAAUUGUACAGUGAACUGCUAGCUAUUACAACAAUUGACAAGUCUUUCAGUCUCAUCAAACUGUUUAAAUGCCAAUCAUGAAAUGAAUGAAGGAUACUGGAAAUAUUCACAUUUGACUUGACGUUUUCACCACCAGACUUUCUUGCCGGAAUUAUUCUGCACUUUUUUCUCACAUUCUUCAAUAUUUCUGGAAAUGAACCUUAAUUUUGGAGCCAACAGAUAAUAAUUGAGUCAAUUUUUAGUUUUUACCCAAAAAAUUUGGCUACUUUUGUCCCAAUCUUCUGAAAAAAAUUGCAGACUAUAAAUGGAACUGUUUUGUUAAUUUGUGAGGGAAUAGGGAACUGGUGGUGAAAAGGUUAACACAUUACCUGGUGAAAAUGAAUGGGAAAAAAUGGCGUCAGUAGGCAUCAUGUUUUAAUCUUAAUUCUUUCUACAACGUUAUUGAAUAAAUCACUCGGUAUCAAAAGUCUGAAAA
Messenger RNA from Saccoglossus kowalevskii, 2678 nucleotides. Its product is annotated as membralin-like. Gene Ontology annotation, cellular component: endoplasmic reticulum. The record is from RefSeq and is a predicted model, not a curated record. Gene Ontology annotation, biological process: response to endoplasmic reticulum stress; positive regulation of ERAD pathway. NCBI's taxonomy places the organism in Eukaryota, Metazoa, Hemichordata, Enteropneusta, Harrimaniidae.